Messenger RNA from Megalops cyprinoides (Indo-Pacific tarpon), 3036 nucleotides. RefSeq names its product DEAH (Asp-Glu-Ala-His) box polypeptide 33 (gene dhx33). Gene Ontology annotation, biological process: positive regulation of transcription by RNA polymerase I. Lineage: Eukaryota; Metazoa; Chordata; Actinopteri; Elopiformes; Megalopidae. Gene Ontology annotation, molecular function: RNA binding; ATP binding. The transcript has 13 exons. The record is from RefSeq and is a predicted model, not a curated record. Gene Ontology annotation, cellular component: intracellular anatomical structure; nucleolus. Bases 41 to 2083 code for a protein of 680 amino acids.
CUUGACGAACCACGUGGGAAGGAGUUCAUGUUUCGAGAACAUGCCCCACGACCCUGACCCCCCUCCGGCGAAAAAAUUCAAGCCGGGGUCUCCUUUCUUUCGUCUAAAUAAGAAGCCUGGAAUGCUGCUACCUAGAAAAGAAAACGCACCACUCCAAAUAGACGUGCAACGGAAACAUCUCCCCAUUUACCAGGCGAAAUCACAGCUCAUCAACCAGCUGAGACAGCUACACAGUGCUGUCCUAAUAGGUGAGACAGGUUCUGGAAAGACUACCCAGAUUCCUCAGUAUCUGUAUGAAGCUGGCAUUGGGCGACAGGGGAUCGUGGCAGUUACCCAGCCCCGCCGGGUGGCUGCUAUCUCCCUGGCAGGGAGGGUGGCAGAAGAGAAGAAAGCCCAACUCGGAAAACUGGUGGGAUACACAGUGCGGUUUGAGGACGUCACCUCCCCGGAGACCAAGAUCAAGUUCAUGACGGACGGCAUGCUGCUCCGGGAGGCUAUUGGGGACCCCCUGCUGCAGCGCUACACCGUGGUGAUCCUGGACGAGGCCCACGAGAGGACGGUGCACACCGACGUGCUGUUCGGGGUGGUGAAGACGGCGCAGAGGAAACGCAGGGAGCAGAACAAGUUCCCUCUGAAGGUGGUCAUCAUGUCAGCCACUAUGGAUGUGGAUCUGUUCUCCCAGUACUUCAACAAUGCUCCAGUGCUGUACCUGGAAGGGAGACAGCACCCCAUUCAGGUCUUCUACACCAAGCAACCCCAGUCAGACUACCUUCAGGCUGCGCUGGUGUCCAUCUUCCAGAUCCAUCAGGAAGCACCUACGUCACAUGACAUCUUGGUCUUCAUGACUGGCCAGGAGGAGAUCGAGGCGCUCGCCCGUACAUGCCGUGACAUCUCCAAGCACCUGCCCGAGAGCUGCGGCCCCAUGAUGGUCAUCCCCCUUUACGCAUCCCUGCCCCCCGCACAGCAGCUGCGGGUCUUCCAGCCUGCCCCCAAGGGUUGUAGGAAAGUGAUCCUUUCUACCAACAUUGCGGAAACGUCAAUUACCAUUUCAGGCAUCAAGUUUGUCAUUGACACUGGAAUGGUGAAAGCAAAGAAGUACAACCCAGACAGUGGGCUGGAGGUUCUGGCCGUGCAGCGGGUGUCAAAAGCCCAGGCCUGGCAGCGUGCUGGAAGAGCUGGCAGAGAAGACAGUGGGUCCUGCUACCGCCUCUACACGGAGGAAGAGUUUGAAAACCUAACCAACAUGACUGUGCCAGAGAUACAGAGGUGUAACCUGGCUAGUGUAAUGCUGCAGCUUUUGGCUUUACGGAUUCCAGACAUUCUAAACUUUGACUUCAUGUCCAAGCCAUCCUCAGAGGCAAUUAGCACAGCCAUCGAACAGCUAGAUCUGUUGGGAGCUGUGGAACGCAAGGAUGAUCAGGUCAUCCUCACACCCUUAGGGAAAAAAAUGGCAAGUUUCCCCCUGGAGCCCAGAUAUGCCAAGACUAUCCUCCUGUCCCCGGACUUCUCCUGCACAGAAGAGGUUCUGACCAUUGUGUCCAUCCUGUCAGUGGACAGUGUGCUGUACAACCCACCGGGUCGACGAGAGGAGGUCAACUCCGUACGAAGGAAGUUCAUCUCCAGUGAGGGAGACCAUAUGACUCUCCUCAACAUCUAUAGGGCCUUUAAAAACGUAGGCGGAAAUAAGGAAUGGUGUCGAGAAAAUUUUGUUAACAGCAGGAAUAUGGGUCUGGUGGCUGAAGUGCGUUCUCAGCUGAGAGAGAUCUGUGUAAAGAUGGGGAUAACGCUGGAGUCUUCGCGCGCGGACACAGGCAAUGUGCGCCGCUGCCUAGCUCACGGGCUCUUCAUGAAUGCAGCGGAGCUGCAGCCGGACGGCAGCUACAUAGCGCUGGACACCCACCAGCCGGUGGCCAUCCAUCCCUCCUCGGUGCUCUUCCAGUCCAAGCCGGCGUACGUGGUCUUCAACGAGCUCCUGCACACCUCAAAGUGCUACAUGAGGGACCUCUGCCUGGUGGAUGCCGACUGGCUCCAUGAGGCCGCACCCGAGUAUUUCCGCCGGAAACUGCGGGCCACCAAGAGCUAGCCGAGUUAGCCUCUUAGCGCCGUGCCUGCCUUCAGCCCCCAGCAUGCCAGGAAGCAUGAUGGCCAGAAUUUACCUUUCCUUCUGUUCACCUACAGCCGAGUCUGUUUUCGGGUCAGUUCUCUGAGGCACUGAUGGUGUCCAAACAAGAGACCAUGCUAAUUUGAAGGAUAGUGAGAGAGAACAUGCUGUAACAAAAAAAAAAAAUCCUAAGGCUACAAAAUUUCCUCAGGUCUUUCUGACUUCUGUUUCCGUUUUCAUCACAUUGUGUCAUUUUAUGUCAGAUUAAGUAGCAUUCACAGUUAGCUAGCAUGUUAGCUAGCUAAAGUUAUCUGAAAACUUGCCCAAUUUAGUGAUAGGUAAAUAGUUAGCAACCAACCUAGCUAUAGUCAUUAACACACAAGUGAUGUUAUACCGGUAUUUGUAGAUGCAGCUAGCAACCUUAAUUGGCUAAGAGAUCAUAUUGGUAGCUAAUACUGUAUACACAGAUAACAUUAGCUGGCAAGCCUUUGAUUAUGUAAUUCAUUGGUGCCUGAUUGCUCACAAGAUUGCUGGAUAGAACCAGCAAGAUUUCACAACAUUUAAUAAAAGCAAAAUGCAGACAAUAAAAAAAAAUAUUUGCCAAUUGAUACUGUUUUACAUAGGCAGAACAAAUGGCACCUAAUCUGACGUGACACAAUUUGACAGAAGUGGGAGUCGUAAGUACCCGGGUAAAUGUCCUUGCCAGAGUAAAUUUUGACAUUAUAAAGGGACUUCGGUCAUUUUCUAGUCAGUGCAUUGAUUCAUUUCUGAUGCAAAUAUUGUUUUGCACAUAUUAAAACAACCUCAAUUAAACUCCUCUAUUCUGAAGUGCUUUACACAGUUGGCUACUGAGCUAUCAAUCUGCUGGCUAAAAACGUAAGACAAACUAGACUAUGACUAGUUAGUUAUCUUAAAAUUUGAAAUAAAUUCAGUGA